CAAGCAUAGUUAAUAACAUGUCGCUCACACAAAUGCGUGAUAAACUAACAUGUGAAGCUACUUUGGUGUUUUGAUUUUAAAAUAAAAAUGCUUCUUAUGUAGAUAAGAGUUUGGACUUUCCAGUCUCGUUUCCGGUACUACGAUGCGACGUGUUUAUGAUUAACACAUGCCUUUGAAAUGCUGAAAAGUAUGUCUGUAUUUACUUUAAAAUUUCUGGAAUAAGAACAGAACACAAUCAGAACAGGGGAAUACCUCUGAAUGAAAGUGAUCUCUGCAAAGAUUAAAGAGUUCUAAAUAUAUAAACAAUAUCGGAAAUCUAAAAAAAAGACAAUGGAACAUAUAUUGACAGUAGAAGAUAUAGAUGCGCUUGAUGAUAUAGGGACGGCGUUUGAGAUAUGUGAGACGUAUGAUAUCCCCACAGUGGGACUUGACACAUUAGAAGACAUUGUUAAACGUCUCAAAAUGCAUUACCUUGCCAGAAAACAUGGCAGUUACAGGAAAAUGAUCAGCGAGUCCAUGGCUCGCGAUGGCAAAGAAGACAAAACUAAGCGACAACAAUUGAUCGAGAUGUUCCAGAAACUGCUGCAGAUAGUUCAGCCCUCCGAUGAGUCCCACAAUCAAAAGUUCGUGAACGACUUUCUCUCCAGCGACGGAACAACGGAUAACAUUCUGGAAGACUGCAACAAGCGCAUUCGCGAGUUGGGAAAAGACGAGGCGGUCCUGCUGGUAGCAGGUGAAACAAAUGCAGGUAAAACAAGUUUCUUGAACCUGCUGUUUGGGAUGGAUAUUCUCAAAGUUAGCGCGCUGUCGUGCACCUCCCUUAUCACCUCUGUACGGUACGGCCCGAGGCAACUGUUCAAGGUCAUCUACAAGGACCAAAGCAAGCCCAUUUUUGAGACGGAAAGCCUCGAUACGUUUCACAAUAUCGCAUUUCCUCGUGGGAAAGAGAGGGAGAUAGAUCACGGAGUGAAGGAAGCACGAGUCUAUUUGCCAUUAGAUAUCCUUAAGGGUGGCCUUGUUCUUACGGAUUCACCGGGUAUUGGCGAGAACGACUUUUUGGAAGACUAUUUAAUGGAGUACAUAGCCGAGAAUGACAUACUCGGCUUCAUCUACGUAAUAUUCUCCGACAAUGCCGGUGGUGUUCAGGAAGACAGGCUACUUCAAUUACUAAAACUUGUUAUGCAAGAGCAAAAGAAGAACGACAAAGCACUUCCGUUUGACCCCAAAGCCGCCCUGUUUGUAGCCAACAGAUUCGAUGCCGUUGAGGAAUCGGCAAAAGAAACAGUCAAGGACCAUAUAACAUCUAAACUGAAGAGCUGUUACCCGCAGUUCGACGACUCGAAAAUCGUGUUCUUUUCCGCACAUAAUGCAAAACGCGAUGUAACAGCUCACCCUGAUUACAUCAGCGAUAACUUCCGGACUCUCCUCGACUCUCUCAGCAGGCUGUAUUCGUAUGUUACAGAACGCCGCCUCAGGAUUUAUUACAAAUGGAUUGAGCAUGUUCUUCAACGAGUUAGCCAUGUCAUGAAAUCAGCGACAACACGACUGGCUCUGUCACAACGAGCAAACACAGAACGAUCUCGUAGACACAGGCAUAGAUUGGAGAAACUACAGACUGAUACUGAUGCCGUCAUUAAGGAGUUGCGAGCGGAAGUUGUGGUUCAAACUAAGAAGAUAUCGCAGGAGCUUCACAGACAUUUGCAACAACCGAUGACAAAAAUGCGCCUUACAUCGUCGUGGAAAGACGGCGAAAUACCACAGGUGACGUCCGAAAUUCGUCACGCAAGUCACUGGUUAUGGAUCAAACAACGCGUAGACACAGCCUUUUACGACAGGGUAUAUACAGAACUUGAAGACUGGAGUUUUGAAAACAACACCAUUGAUACGAUUGAAGCGGAAAUAGUAGCAUGCAUCGAGACAAAACUUGGUGUUUUACAAGCUGAGAUUACGUCAUCGGAGAAUUCGCUGAAUACUACCAAACAGUCAACGGAUUCCUCGGAUAGCGACACCCGACGAAUGUCACUUAAACGCAUCAGUUUGAAACCAAGCCUGAUUGAAAUACCUGACAAAUUACCUGUGAAAUUAGCUCAUAGAAUUAAACCAAUCUUUGCGUUUGGUAGGAAGAAGGAGACAAUGAGAUUCGAAAAAGAUCCGGUGCAAUGGGCGGGAAGGCGAUCAGAAAAGUUGCUGUCACAGUUGUUGAAAAAUAAGAAACAAAGCGGUAAGGGUCCAUUAGACAUUUUGCUGGAAGUUCUCAUGCAAAGGCCUUCCGACCUGAUUGAUCUUCUUGAAGAAAAGAUACCAACAAUUAUAAAAGCAAACGUAGGGCUAUUGGAUAAACUCGAAGAACUCGCCGUGGAUCACAGGCGAGAUGCGUAUAUGUAUGAGAAAAUGCUAGAAGAAAUUGAAGGGCUGAAAACUGUACUCAAACAUUACGGAGAAGGUUAUGUUUUUGUGAAUGAUUUCAAACUUAGUGAAAUCCGCAUCAUAACUGGCCAACUUGGAGACGGUCAGAGUCUCCAUAAAACAUUCCGCUCAUUCUCCAUGAUAAAGGACGAUGAACAAAGUAUCGAAGGGCCUAUCGCAAGAGAUGCUCCCCACGGUCUGUGGACCUAUUUGCACGCUGGGAUUUUUCAGAGAGAUGGGACGGAGAAGCCGAUAACGAUAAAAUUGUACACGACAGCGUCCGGAAUGAGUUGCAACCAACGCGAAGUCGCAAAACUGAGAUCCCUCUUGAGUACAGACUCCCAUCUGGCCGAGUUCUUGGGAAUACACCAUACCGAUGCAAUAAUUCCUGCGUAUAUAUUUGAUCAAAGACUGGUGUCACUGUCGAAGUUUCUGAACAAUUACGACAAACCGGACGAUUAUGUCCACAAAGUUUUGCUCGAAACAGCCAACGGACUGUUAAACCUCCAUUCAAUGGGGCUUGUACACAUGGAGAUUUCGCAACAUACCAUAACAGUCACAGAGAAAGGAGACGUAAAGCUUACAGGGGCGUGUGUACCAAGAAAGGCAUCGUUCCCCAUUGACGGUGAAGCAAAGGUGGGAAACUUCGUGUACCUGCCUCAUGAGGUCUUGAACGAUGAAUUGUACAUCACAUCUGGAGACGUGUAUGGGUUCGGACUGUUGAUGUAUGAACUGAUGUACGAUCGACAGGCGUUCGAUGUUCAAAGGUCUUACAGAAUUCGUGAUUUUGUUCAAGACCUUAACCCUGAGGCCAUGUUGCGUUUGGACCAGGAUAGCGGGGGACUCCCCGGUACAGUUGUUCGCCUCGUCCAGAUUUGUGUGAAGAAGUUGAAUAGCGAAAGGUCAACGAUCAACACUGUACUGAACCAACUUCAGGUAAUCGGUGACGAUCUGUCGAAAGCUUUCAGACGGUCAGUCAGAGAAACUAGCUGGCGCCCACCGAGAAAAUUCUCUGGCAGAAAUAUGCAUUGAAGAUUUCAGCCAAAAAAAAAAAACUCGAUUUUUAACUGAAGGUGCCAGAAUAUAUCUUACUUAUCAUAUGCGCAAAGAAAUAAUACGCAAAGUCUUGUUAUCCAGAUACGUUCACGCUGUUGGUUUGUUUAUGAAAACAAUGUAUUUUUAUGUCUACAACAUGUGGUGCUUAAUGAUAAACUACAUGUAUGAGCCAGAUGUAGAAUAUUCCGUUAUGGUUUCCUCAAUUUCUGUUUUGCAAUGACUAUUCCGUUAGGAGUUUUGUUAAUUUACUACGCACUAAUAUGUAUAACAAGAGCCACGAUCUGUGAAAACCGGGCUCUAUGCAUGCGCUUGAAGAGGCGUCACAGAUAAGCUUGUGCAUUUCGUUAAAAUAUAUUUUACUUUUAAA
Dreissena polymorpha is the source of this 3829-nucleotide messenger RNA. RefSeq lists its product as uncharacterized. Gene Ontology annotation, biological process: protein phosphorylation. The coding region runs from base 331 to 3438 and encodes 1035 amino acids. The record is from RefSeq and is a predicted model, not a curated record. Gene Ontology annotation, molecular function: protein kinase activity; ATP binding. NCBI's taxonomy places the organism in Eukaryota, Metazoa, Mollusca, Bivalvia, Myida, Dreissenidae. The transcript has 8 exons.